This is a messenger RNA of Phytophthora nicotianae INRA-310, 1205 nucleotides long. RefSeq lists its product as hypothetical. The coding region runs from base 780 to 1205 and encodes 141 amino acids. NCBI's taxonomy places the organism in Eukaryota, Oomycota, Peronosporomycetes, Peronosporales, Peronosporaceae. The record is from RefSeq and is a predicted model, not a curated record. The transcript is spliced from 2 exons.
GAAGAGCGGCCCGCCGCCAAGCAGGAAUAAAGUGGCGGCUCUCAACGCCAUGACUACCGAGGGGAUCGUCUAAGCUGUUGCACCGCGCUUUCAACAGAUAGAUGGGCAUGUACGGUACAUUGUACCCAGUAAAUCAUCUCCAAAAUGAAGUCACAGACGUCAAUUGUUGAUGGAGUACGAUCUCCACCUGCUUGUUCCGACGUGACUAAUAGGUAUAGCAAUGCAUUGUCUGCACCAGACAUUCCGUACUCGCUCACAACAAGCACUGGUAUUGUGAGUCACAAUGUAAGAAGGGAGCCAUUCGAAGUAUUGUAUUGCGCGAAACGAGGGGAAAAGACUCGUCCAAGGAGCUGCCAGCCACUGUUUCGUCAUGCAGUGAAGGCUACGCUCAACAGCUUGCAGUUGGUAAAGAUCUACCGCUGCUGUUGGUGUCUGCUUUAGUCUCCAACUCAACCAGAAAAUUAGACACGAAACCUCUGACGACCAAUUAUUAUUUUUUCUGGAGCUCGAGUUACGCUUAGCGUGUGCAUAUGGGGAUGUGAGUUGAUGCCAUCCUUUGUAUUAGCAACGCCUUUAAAUCAAUGGUACUCGGUGACGACACAAAGACCAGCGAACGCCGAUAAACUGUAAGAUAUGCGGAUGAUCGAGAGUAAACAUGAACAUGACUUCAUAGAGGAACGCAUUGAUUUGCGUGAGGGUCUUGGGCAGCAGCAUUUUAACCGCGACGUGAUGCCCGUUGUACGUUCCAGAAUACACUUUGCCGAAAUCCGCCUUUGUUGAUGAGGAAUCUCUCUCUACAAUUAUCUUCAACUCGCAGCGAUGAUAACUUCAUCGCCCCAGACUGCACCAUGGCUUUCCAGGCAGAGCUCGACAGACCGUCGGACAGUGUGUUCGUCGUAGGCUUGAACUCUCACGUGGCCCCUUGUGUUGUGCCGUCGGAGCGAUUUUUUUUUUUGCUCAACGCUACCAGACUCAAGAAAUUCAUUCCAAUUGCUUCUUCUUCCUGUUACGACACUGCCAACGCAUUAGAAUCCAGUAGCCAGCAACAAGAGAACGAUUCACUCGAUUGUAAUGCCUUCAUGACCCCGGUACUUACGCCACAGUCGGACGAACCACCGGGUACAGGACGAUUCGUCGCUGAUCUAACCAGUGUAUUUACUCCCGAUGUAGUAUUCAUAUGUGUGACUUGUGAAGAGAUCUUCUGA